UUUGUUUAAGAUUGCAGGACAAAAAAGGUACUUGACGACGAUUUCGCUGAUAAUGUCAGUAUGCAGUUCCCUCUCUACUUUCCUGGGAGCCAUCGCAUGUCUUUCUGUUGCCUUGCUCAGGUCUUCCAAGAAGAUUCUCCUCCUGGAGCGACUUAAAGAGAUAGAUUUCCAACUGCAUAGAAAAGGUCCAUCACACAACACACGUGUUAUGUCAUAUGUGGCUCUAGUAUACUGCUGCAUCAUUGUCACCUAUGAUGUAAUAGAACACUUCAAUAUAGUCACGAUCUAUGCUAUAUCUGUAUCCUUCAAGAUAGUGAUAAUGUGUGGACUGAUAGAGGUGAUGGAGUUGGUACUCAGUGUAAAGGACAGGUUCCAGCUAAUUAAUCAACGAGUAGGAAGAAUUGGUGAUGAGGUCUCGGACAAAGCAACUCUUGUGGACUAUCCUCCAGUGAUGUCGCUGACUAUACCAGGCCUCAGUGAGACACACUGGAGUCUGUGCUGUAUAGUCUAUGAUAUAAACGUUGUCUAUGGCUGUCAGAUGGUGGCACUGAUGCUGGAAAAUUUCGCUCAGGAAUUGUUCAACAGAGACAUCGAGUUCUCCGCUUGUGGUCUGUUCAACCUUCACACAUCCAUCAUUGUGUCUGUAGCCAGCGCAGUUACUACCUACUUGGCCAUCAUCAUACAGUUCCAGACGUCUAGUAUUGGCGAGAACUCUACCUCUAAAACAAGUGCUUCUAAAGUUAAAAACCUCUUAGAAAAUUCAUUAAAGACAACUAAAUAUAUUUUUUUCGUGCUAUCAAUAACAGAUUAUUAG
Homalodisca vitripennis (glassy-winged sharpshooter) is the source of this 814-nucleotide messenger RNA. RefSeq lists its product as uncharacterized. The coding region runs from base 53 to 814 and encodes 253 amino acids. The record is from RefSeq and is a predicted model, not a curated record. Gene Ontology annotation, cellular component: neuronal cell body; axon; dendrite. NCBI's taxonomy places the organism in Eukaryota, Metazoa, Arthropoda, Insecta, Hemiptera, Cicadellidae. The transcript is spliced from 6 exons. Gene Ontology annotation, biological process: sensory perception of taste.